Amphiprion ocellaris (clown anemonefish) is the source of this 2858-nucleotide messenger RNA. RefSeq names its product SPT3 homolog, SAGA and STAGA complex component (gene supt3h). The record is from RefSeq and is a predicted model, not a curated record. The coding region runs from base 72 to 1148 and encodes 358 amino acids. The transcript has 13 exons. Gene Ontology annotation, biological process: transcription by RNA polymerase II. Lineage: Eukaryota; Metazoa; Chordata; Actinopteri; Pomacentridae. Gene Ontology annotation, molecular function: protein heterodimerization activity; transcription coactivator activity.
GUCGCGCCGAAAAGCGACAGAAUCUGUUGCAGCUGCGGCAGAGCGGAGUUUUCUGAGUGAUUUAGGUGGUUAUGAACAGUCCCAUGGCUGGUUCUGCCGCCUCCAGUUCUAAAGAGCGUCCAGUUUCCAGGACCAGUUUCAUCCCAGAGCUACAGAGCAUGAUGUUUGCUCUGGGAGACGCUCGCCGGCCGCUGCAGGAAACAGCAGCUCUGGUGGAAGAUGUCGUCCACACGCAGCUCAUCACCAUGCUGCAUCAGGCCUGUGAAGGAGCAGCUCUCCGUGGUUCCAGAGUCAUUUCAGCUGAAGACAUUUUGUUCCUGAUGAGGAGAGACAAGAGGAAAGUGGCCCGAUUGUUAAAAUAUCUCCAGUUCAGAGAUUAUAAAUCCAAACUCCUGAAAACUCUGGAGGAUGAAGACACACCUCAGGAACAAGACAGGUGGGCAGCCUCAGGUGCUGCUGGUGGUGCUGUUGCCGGGGGCAACCAGCGGAGGCAGCGAUUGGCUCAGGACUUCCUGGUGUGGAUGGAUCAGACGGGUGAGCUGCUGUCGUUGGCCGAGCGUCAGGAGGUCGACCCGAUCAAACAGGAGAGGAUGGAGCGUUUAGAGCGUCAGACUCGGAACAUGGACCAGGCUCAGUACUCAGAGUUCUGUGAGAGUCGACAGCUCAGCUUCGCUAAAAAAGCCUCCAAGUUUCGGGACUGGCUCGACUGCAGCAGUCUGGAGCUGAAGCCCAACAGCAUCGCCAUGGAGAUCCUGUCCUAUCUGGCCUAUGAGACAGUUGCCCAGAUCGUGGAUUUAUCUCUGCUGGUGAAACAGGAAAUGACGGCCAAAACCAACCCCAUCAGUCACGUGAUCUCAGCCAGUUACAUCCACUACAACACACACACUGAGGUGAAGAAGGAUCCAGACUCACCUGAGGCCACGCCCCCCUCCACUCCAGGCUCCUCCCACUCUAAGCCCAUCCUGCAGGGAAACGGCAGCCUGGACGGCCGGGCGAAACAAAGGAAACGGAAGAAGAGCUGUCUGGCUGCAGUAGAACCUCCCAGUGGAGCCAUUCAGCCCAGUCACAUCAGAGAGGCCAUCAGGAGGUACAACUACAGACACACGACAGCUUACAGGAGGACUGGGAUGAGUUUUCUGGCCUGCUGAGGAUCCACCAAACAUUCUUGUAUGUGUCUCUAUAUACAUAUAACAUGGAGAUAGAAUAGAACAGAAUAGAGUUUAUUGCCAUUUACAAGAAGCAGCUACAUUGAACUGAAUCAUUAAGCAUGAGGAGUCACAUCACGACCUUCAUAACCCCCAGCUCGGACCCAUCCCAGUUUGCCUACAAGGCAAACAGAUCGAGGACACCGUGAACGCAGCACUACACACAGUGCUGUCCCACCUGGAGAAACAAAGUAACUACGCCCGCCUUCUCUUUGUGGAUUAUAGUUCAGCGUUCAAUACAAUCCUCCCACACGGUCUCGUGAGGAAACUGCUGGACCUCGGUCUGCCUCACUCCACAUGCCUCUGGAUAAAGGACUUUUUGACAGAGCGCCCACAGAGGGUCAGGAUUGGCCCCCACACCUCCACACCGGUUCCCCUCAAGGCUGUGUGCUGAGCCCCCUGCUCUUCACCCUCUACACUUCAGACUGCACCCCCAUCCACACCAGUAACACCUUCAUCAAGUAUGCGGACGAUACCACAGUGGUCGGCUGCAUCACAGGAGGUGAUGAGUCCGCUUACCGGGAUGAGGUGCAACAGCUGACUGUGUGGUGUAGGGACAAUAACCUGCUCCUGAACACAUCCAAAACAAGGAGCUCAUCAUAGACUUCAGUAAUAACAAAACGGACUUUCAGCCCAUUCUCAUUGGUGGUACCUGUGUAGAAAGGGUCAGUGACUUCCACUUUCUGGGAGUCCACAUGGAGGAGAAGCUGACCUGGAAUAAGAACACUACACAGCUGGUAAAGAAGGCACAAAAAAGACUCCACUUCCUGAGAAUCCUCAGGAAGAACAACAUCAGCCAGAGACUGCUUGUGUCCUUUUACCGCUCCACCAUGGAGAGCAUCCUCACCUACUGCCUCUGUACAUGGUUUGCCAGCUGCACAGUGGCAAACAGGAAAGAACUCCAGAGGGUCACCAAAAUGGCUGAGAAGGUCAUUGGGUGCCCUCUGCUCACACUGGAGGACCUUCAUGGCUCCUACUGCCUCAGAAGAGCCAACACCAUCCUGAAGGACUCCUACCACCCGGGCCACUUCCUGUUUGAGCUACUGCCAUCAGGCAGAUGGUACAGGGCCAUCAAAACCCGGACAAAUAGACUUAAAAACAGCUUUUUUCCAACAGCUGUAAGAGCCCUAAACAACACUGGUCCAUAAUAUGUGCAAUAUAUGCAACUGUCACUACCUCGUGCAAUAUCCAAUAUUCAUCCUGUAUAUACAAACUACAGUUUUUCUCUGCUCUUAUGUAAAUACCUCAACCCAUGUUUUAACGGUGCCUUUUCAAUUUUAAAUCCAUCUUGUCAUUUUGUGUUUUUGUUUUUAUUAUUACAAAGCUUUUAUAUAUAUUUUGUAUUUUGCACUGUAUGGCCUGCACCUUACCUUUCGUUGCACUUGUUGCAAUGACAAUAAAGUGAAUCUGAUCUGAUCUGACAAAAAUAAUUUAAAAUACUUAGACAUACACACAAUUGACAUAUAAUGAGCAUAUAAAUGCUAAUAGCAUGAAAGAAGGGAUACAAGCAGAUAAGUAUUAUUUAUUUAGAUACAAACACAAGUAGGGUGAAUAAUAAGUGUGCACUGGGUCACAGUGGGUCGUCUAUAAAGGAACAGUAAAAGUGUAAAUUUUCAUGAAAAGAAUGAAACUCAAUAAAACUGAGUUGCUGCA